Messenger RNA from Pygocentrus nattereri (red-bellied piranha), 1763 nucleotides. RefSeq lists its product as uncharacterized. The coding region runs from base 290 to 1633 and encodes 447 amino acids. Gene Ontology annotation, molecular function: monocarboxylic acid transmembrane transporter activity. The transcript has 7 exons. Lineage: Eukaryota; Metazoa; Chordata; Actinopteri; Characiformes; Serrasalmidae. Gene Ontology annotation, biological process: monocarboxylic acid transport; transmembrane transport. The record is from RefSeq and is a predicted model, not a curated record.
GUGACUGUGUAAUCCCAACUGAGCAGAGGACAGCUCGAGCAGACAGGCACGCGCUCGCCCCACAUGCUAAUCACCCCUUACUGGGUAGUAGAUGUGGAAUAGACCACCCCCUUUCUCCCCAUCGGUGGAUCCUCCUGAUAAGGAUAAGACUGAAGCAUGGCCCCUCCUGCACAGCAGCAUCAUCAUAAACCACCAGCACUGGCUUUAACUUCUCACAGACCUGCUCAUCAGGACGAUGUAGAAGAAGCCAGAUGACCCUGUGAAGGCUAGUUCUUCUUCUGUUACUAAGAUGGAGUCUGCAGUUACAAGGGGUAUAGGGCCUCCUGAUGGAGGCUACGGCUGGUUCAUCGUUCUCGCCAGUUUCCUUGUCUUUGGACUGACGUUUGGUGUGAUCAAGUCCUUCGGGGUUUUUUAUGUGGAAAUCCAUCGCUACUUCGCCACUACAGCCACAGGCACCUCAUGGAUUACAUCCAUCUCUAUAGCAACUGUACACAUUGGAGCCCCAGUUGGUGCAGCAAUGAGUGCGUGUGUUGGCCACAGAGCGGUGGUGAUGCUGGGGGGACUGCUGAGUAGCGUGGGCAUGGUGGCUGGAGCGUACGCCCAAAACCUGCUCCAGCUGUACAUCACGGUGGGAUUCCUAACAGGUUUUGGCUAUGCCCUUACAUGGACCCCCACUGUUGCAAUGUUGGGCUGCUAUUUUGAGAAGCGACGGCCCAUGGCCAACGCACUAGCCAGUGCAGGAGAGUGCAUCAUCACCUUCCUCUUCACACCUUUCUUUCAGCUCCUGGUGGACGAGUAUUCCUGGAGGGGCGCCAUGCUGGUGCUGGGAGCUGCACAGCUCAAUCUGUGUGUGUGUGGUGCACUGCUGAGACCACUCAGCAACCUUGCAGAAAAGCGUCCAACAGAGGGGGACAGGUUGGAGGAAAUGUCCCAAACACACAUGGACCCACAGAGGGCCAACAUUAGGUCACAAAGUCUUAGGAGCAAAGUCCUGCACUAUGUAGACUACACACUCAUUGCUAAUCCACACUUCAUGCUGUACUCCAUGUUUGGUGUCUUUGCAGCACUGGGUUUCUUUGCUCCAGCUUUGUUUCUGGUACCAUAUGCCCGUAGUCAGGGCAUAGAGGAGUACCAGGCGGCUGCCCUCAUGUCAAUUUCAGCAGCUCUGGAUCUGUUUGGCCGACUCCUCUUUGGCUGGGUGGCCAAUCUUAGGCUGGUGCAGACCAUUCAUCAGCUGACCGUGACAGUCAUCUUACUAGCCGUGGUCCUGCUGCUCUGUCCUUUAGCAAGCACCUUUACUCAACUGGCAGCAUUCAGUGCCAGCUAUGGCCUUGUGUUUGGAGCCACAGUGGCCAUCCACAUCACUGUGUUGGCCGAGGUGGUGGGGGUCAGCAGACUGGGUAGUGCGCUAGGCUUUUUCAUGCUCAUCCGCAGCAGUGGAGGACUGCUGGGGCCUCCCAUUGCAGGAUUCUUCAUAGACAAAAUGGGCAACUACAGUACAGGCUUUCUAAUGGCGGGAGUUGCUCUUAUAUUGUCCGCUCUCUUCCUGCUCUUACUGCACCACAUGACCAGGAGGGGCCGAGACACACAGCUUCAAGCAAAAGACUCCUCUUCAGCCACAGAGAAAAAAUAAUGAGGAUCUGGAGUGAAAGAGGAUAUAAUGAUGGAACGGAGCAGCAGAAAGUGUUUCGCACUGAUCUCAUCCAUUCCAAUUUAUGCAGACAUUGUGGAGCAUAAGUGUAUAUAUAUAUAUAUAUAUAUAU